Rhineura floridana is the source of this 2348-nucleotide messenger RNA. It is a transcript of the gene TMOD1, whose product is annotated as tropomodulin 1. The transcript has 12 exons. NCBI's taxonomy places the organism in Eukaryota, Metazoa, Chordata, Lepidosauria, Squamata, Rhineuridae. Gene Ontology annotation, cellular component: striated muscle thin filament; myofibril. The coding region runs from base 458 to 1558 and encodes 366 amino acids. Gene Ontology annotation, molecular function: tropomyosin binding. The record is from RefSeq and is a predicted model, not a curated record. Gene Ontology annotation, biological process: myofibril assembly; muscle contraction; pointed-end actin filament capping.
GUGCCGCCUGUAAGUGGGACCCUUCUCUCCUCGCAUGCCCAAGAGAUCUAGCGGCAGCCCGCCAAGCCAUAUCUGGCCAAAACAUCCCGCUGCCACCAACGGGGACCGACGGAGCGCAACAGCAGAGCGCCUAUAAAUAGCUGAGUCUUCCUCCCGCGCUGCCUAUUGCGGGGAAGGGAAAGGAAAAGGGGUCAGGCAGGCACCUCGUACCGCCACCGUCACCCAUCGGCUGGGAGGCUCUGGGCUCUUCCCAAAGGCAUUGGGUCCCUGCCCUGGGUGUGGCACUGGCAGUGCCAGUGGAGGACGCUCGUUGAGCGAGCCUGCAAGUUGGCUCCUGGAACUGUCUCCUUUUGGACUUUUCUGGUCCCUGCUACUGGGCCUCUCGGCGACUCGGCAUCUCAGAAGUUAGCAGGUCAUAUAUUAGAGAAAGAGAGAUCAGGAAACUUUGAAAGGAAGAAUGUCGUACCAACAAGGGCUAGAGAAAUACCGAGAUCUGGAUGAAGAUCAGAUCCUUGGAGCACUGACAGAAGAAGAAAUCAAGAUAUUAGAGGGUGAACUGGUAGACCUAGAUCCAGACAAUGCAUUAUUGCCUGCAGGAAUGAGACAGAGAGAUCAAACGAAAAAAACACCCACUGGCCCCUUUAAGAGGGAUAACCUUCUCGCCCACCUAGAGAAACAAGCAAGUGAGACUGAAGAUCGAGAAGAUCUGGUUCCUUUUACAGGGGAGAAAAGAGGAAAAAUCUGGGUCCCCAAGCAGAAGUCUAUUGAUCCUGUUUUGGAAAGUGUAACUCUGGAACCGGAACUGGAGGAAGCGCUAGCAAAUGCCUCAGAUGCCGAGCUCUGCGACAUUGCUGCUAUUCUUGGCAUGCAUACCCUGAUGAGUAACCAACAAUAUUAUGAAGCACUUGGAAGCACAACUAUAGUCAACAAAGAAGGAUUGGACAGUAUAAUUAAGCCCACACAGUAUAAACCAGUUCCUGAUGAACCAAAUUCAACAGAUGUAGAAGAAACUUUAGAACGAGUGAAAAACAAUAAUCCAGACCUUGAAGAAGUUAAUCUCAAUAAUAUUAAGGACAUUCCCAUAUCGACUUUAAAAGCCUAUGCUGAAGCUCUGAAGAACAACUCCUAUGUGAAAAAGUUCAGCAUAGUAGGAACAAGAAGCAAUGACCCCGUCGCUUAUGCACUGGCAGGAAUGUUAAAAGUCAAUGGCGUAUUGAAGAGUUUAAAUGUGGAAUCAAACUUCAUUUCUGGAUCAGGAAUCCUAGCCCUGAUAGAAGCACUGCAGGACAACACGACGCUGAUUGAACUCAAAAUUGACAACCAGAGCCAGCUCCUGGGCAAUAAGGUGGAAAUGGAGAUUGCAAGUAUGUUAGAAAAAAAUACAUCUCUCUUGAAGUUUGGGUAUCAUUUCACUCAGCAAGGCCCCAGGCUUCGUGCAUCCGAUGCCAUGAUGAACAACAAUGACCUUGCUCAUAUACGUCGAUUUGAUGGCCCCUGGCAUAACACCUCAGCCCCGGAACUGGAAGAUAUGCAAGUACCCUGGAGUAUCAAGGCUUGAACCUGCAGCAGGACCUGAACUUAAGACUUGAACGAUUUCAAUGAGAAAGAGGAGGCUUGCUGAUCUGACUGGGCCCAUCUUUCCCAAGUGCCGGACUGGGGUGUAGCUCUUGGCUGUGCAGAUGGCACUGGAUUGUGAAGCCUGGUGGCCGAGCAGCAGUGCAGUGAAUUUGUGGUGCCUGUUUUUUCAUAUGACAUCCUUGUGCACUGAUGGUUUAAACAAAAUAGUGAUUGUAGACAAAGAUCUUUAUUAUCAAUGUGUGGAUAAUGACUUUUUUUUUCUUUGAGUAAUCCAAAGUUUAAGCCUGUUUACAGUAGUUUUGGAUUCUGAGAAAAUAUUGUCUUAGCACAAAGAUGGUUUCAACUGAUAGUUAGACUGUAGCCUAAUUUUGGUAUGGAUUUUUGUGUGUGGCGUGGCAUGCAUGAGUAGGUAACAACAACAAAAAGAUGUGAUACUACUCUGCAAAGUAGCAGAAAUGUUAAAAAAAUAUUUUAUUUUAUUGACAAUCUCAAGGAUUAUAAAGAAGCUACUAGUUUGACAGCAUUUCUAUCAUCCCAAUGUACAUCAUUAUUAUUUAAGGACUUGUGAAUUGAAGUCAGCUAAUAUCCACAGCCAUACAUUGCAACCCAGUUUUUAAAGCAUCUGUUAUUCUUAAAGUAUGUAUACCCAACAGAAAGAAUGUGAGGCCACUCUUCUUUCCAAAGCAAUAGUCACAAGAAAAAGACAGCUGCUGAUUGGGAUGUUGGUCGUUUCUCUUUUGCUGAAGAAUUAAAGACCUUAAAAUAGUGAA